Molecule: messenger RNA, 7664 nt
Organism: Penaeus chinensis
Lineage: Eukaryota; Metazoa; Arthropoda; Malacostraca; Decapoda; Penaeidae
Product: RING finger protein 44-like
Exons: 9
Coding region: 166-1725 (519 amino acids)
Source: RefSeq, a predicted model, not a curated record
AUUUUCGAUUUCCAUAGGCAAGUUCAACCCAUUACAAUAUAUAUAUAUAUAAAUAUAUAUAACCUCUUAACCCCAAAAAACAAUAUAGGGGGAAACUAAACUUAAUGAAGUGAAUUUGAAUCUUUGUUAAACAGUCUUACCUGUGAUAGUAAUUUGUAAGGAAAAAUGGAUAGUCCAAAUUACCUUUCGGAUGAUAAUGGAACAGACGCAGAAGACAUCAUUAGAAGAGAGGUGCCCGUGACUCUGGCAAUGUCAAGUAUGAACAGCGGAGGAGGGCAUCAUCACCAGUUCCAGCAGCAACAGCAGCAGCAACACCAGCCCCAGCAUCACCAACCACAGCAUCACCAAGCACAGCAUCAGCAGCAGCAUCAGGCCGUCCAUAUCCAUGCCCAUGCCCAUGCCAGAGGCCCUUCAUCAAUGAUGUGUGCCACACCCACCCAACCUCACCACACACACCACCUCAACACUAGCCAUGUGCAGACGUCUCCACACCAGAUGAGUGGUGCCAGUGGCGGCACAUACGGCAAUGUUCCACGCCUCCAUCACUGCAAUGUGCACUCCUUCCUUUGUUCCAAUCCACCUCUCCAUCAUCAGUACCAGGUCAACUUCCAGAUGAACGGAGGAUGCCUUGGGCCCCAGCACCACUACGCGCCUAUGGUGCCCCCAGGGCAUCAUGCGGCUGGCCCUCUGCUGGCCCCACCUGGAACCCCCCAGCUGAUGGCUGCCACACCUCAGCCCCCUCAUACUCACACCUCCCUGUACAGCCAAGCCCCCAUGGGAGUGGCUCCUCCUCAGGCCGUACCCACCCAACUCACUGCUGUUCCUGGACAGCUGUCGGCCGCACCACAGAGUCUGGGAGUGGGAGUACCCCCCCAGUUACCCCCACAGCACCACCACCAUGCCCACCAACAACCAACGCCUCCUCUGGUUACCCCCUUCCCUGCUCAUACUCACCUGCAUCAACUUCAUCAUUUACAUGCCAGCAGCGGGAGUGGCGGAGGAGCACGGGGAGCAAGUGUUGACAUGUUGGGCCGCGGCCUUUACCGAGGACCAGGACAAGGCCAUGUCCUGGGCCGAAUGAGAGGACCACGAGGAAGCAGUGGAAGCAGUUUGGGAAGCACCAGACGCAGUAGUUCCAGCUGGCGAGGGAAUACCAUGCCCCCAGCCGCCCCCCCACCUCCACCCCCUCCUCCACUUCCCAGUGCUGCUGCUGCGGCGGCUACUUACCCUGGCAUUCUCUUACAUUUCUUGGCAAUGUUGUCGCAUCCAUCACUACACCAAUACAGUAUGGUAGACCCAGUGCCAGCAGAAGCCCCCGACACGGAGAACUAUGAGGCUUUACUACAUCUGGCAGAGAGGCUGGGUGAGGCCAAACCCAGAGGCCUUUUGAAAACAGUGAUUGACCAACUCCCGUCCUAUAGGUAUACAGGGGAGAAGUCUGACACUAAACAAACCACAUGUGUGAUUUGCAUGUGUGACUUCGAGCUUCGGCAGAUGUUACGAGUAUUACCGUGUCUCCAUGAGUUCCACACCAAAUGUGUCGACAAGUGGCUCAAGGAGGGUGGCGUGCCUUGUGCCGUGUACCACUGCUGGCUGCUUGCAUGCUUGCAGUAUCAUGAUGAUGGCCUUUUUGGUGCCUGCAGUCUAACCGGACUUGUCCUAUUUGCCGUGGAGAUGCCAGCGAAUUUCUUAAAGAGGCCACCAGUGCUGAGUGAAGCAGGAUGAAAAUAAAGAGAAACAAAAAACAGAGAGAAAGAUAGUUAGAAAAAGAAACAGAAAAUCCAACUACAUCGGAAAAACUACAGAAAACACACAAAGAGGAAGAGGACGUGCUGAGUAACGGUGAGUCUCAGUCCAUCGUGGAGUUGCUUGCUUCACAGAUCCAUCCCCAAGCAGCAGGAGGCAUAUAUGCAGUGGGUGCCUGGUUGCCAGAAGGAGGCUUGCCAUGGCCCAGUGCCUCCAGGAAGAGAAUUUUUUCUCAACUCCAUUCUUGCACUUAAGAGAGAGGUAUAUACCGGGAGCUUCAUCAAAGGAGAUUAAAAAUGCCUGGCUAUCAGGAAUCUUUUAUCAAAAGAAAUCAUAAAAAAAGAGUUAAAAAAUCUAUGCACAUCUUUUGGAGGUAUGAAUGUGGGCACAGAAUGAGAGAGAGAGAGUUACCAGCAUUACUACAGGUGUUUGGAUACUGUAUUUUAAGAUUAUAAGUCUGAGGGAGAGAGAAAGAACGAAAAAAAUACAAGGAGAGUUUUGUUGUUUAAGGCCAAUUCAAGUUGCACUUCAAGAGUACUGCGGUGGAGGAUUUUAGGCUAACUGCAAGGGUGUGAAGAAGCUAGUACGCUUUCGAGCAAUUAAAAAAAAAACGACUCCCAAACAUUCACUUUAAUGCCAGUCUCUACUGAGUUGAAAAUUCCCCUCCCCCCCCAAAGCCAGAUGCGCGCACACGUGGUAACGUCGAUGCGCGCAUCUCCGAUUGUUGAGAGGACAGUCGUUAGCGUUCCCUUGUUGUUCUGUCCGAGGCUUUGUUCGUCUAGGGCUCCGCGGGAGUUUCUGUUGUUAGCUGUCCAUUUUCUGUGUUUGCCUUCAUGUGAAGAGGCUGUGUCUGCAACAUUAGUCCUUGACCCAUGGUGUCUUAGAUUUUGCCAGGGAGUUUUUUCUCAUUUUUGUGUUGUGCAUGAAAACAUAAUGGAUAUAAUGUUUUUUCUUAGACCCAUAUUGUUGUGCUAUGCAGUAUAUAAUAAUCCCUCUUGAUGAGGCUUAUUUCUUACUGGCAGAGAAAGUAGGAUAACGUGUGAUAUUGUGGUCAAAAAGCUUAAUCAACUCCAAGAAAACAGGCGAAAACAAAAUAAAAAAUAACAAAAAAAUAUACUUAUAUAUAUAAAGAUGCAAGCAAUUCUGUUGUCGUUAUCCAGUUUGGCAUAUGUGGAACACCACUGUAACUUGACUGCAUGUUUAUUCAGCAUUAGAUUUUCAGGAUUGAUGUUCAUAGCUUGAAAUUUGAAGUUCAUGCUCAGAAAUCGUUACUGAUCAGUGUCGUAAAUCUAAGUGGUUUCUUGGAUAAUCCUAAUACCUAUAGUAUGUUGCUGAAUACUUAGUGAUGGUUCAUCGACAAUGUUAUCACCAGUACGUCCAGUAGGAUAGUUUUGACCAGUAGUGAUAAAACUCCCCAUAAUGUGUCCAGAGCUAUCUAGUACCUCCCUACAAUGUAUUUAUUUUAGAGGAAUAAAUACAAGUUUUUCCAAUGGAUUUGUCCCUUUAAAGUUACAAUUGAAACACAAGUUUUAAACAGUCACCCCAGUUGAUUUCAAGUAAAAGGAAAUAAAGUUUUUUUGUUUUUUUUUUAUGGAAAGCACUGGCUGUUUUCCGUAGGUCUGCAGUUGGUUUAGAAUUAUCCCGUGUGUGUACGAUCACACAAUCUUUAGAAACCACUUGAGACUCAGUGAAAAUUGUUUUUAUUUUGAAUCAGAUUGGAAAUACCAUGUGUUAUCUCAUUAUACCUUGGACUUUGGACUGCUGGCUUUAUUGCUGGGAUGGAUAAUCACAAAUAUAGUUAAAGCUUCUUUUUGUUUUCUUUCUCUCCUCUUUUUCUUUUCUGCUUUAUACGAAAGUUCCAGUUUUUGAUUAGGUAUAGGGUUCAGUAUGGCUUUUUUUACUUUCAUUUUAAUGUGAUAUCAAAGCUAUUGUUGUUGUUACUUUUUUCUCUUCACUUGUGCUAAGGUAGUGAAGAAUUUCACUAAAGUAUUUUUCUCUCAGCAUGUAAUGUAGUGUACAUUUUGAGUACUUCUGUCCAGCCUUACCUUGUACCAGUCGUUUGUCCAAUUCGUCAGUGCAACGUACCUCACAGCUGAAAUUCUUGGGUCACGACCUUUCUUCCGUACUCUGACCAUCAUUGUUUCCUUUGUCUACGGUGUUCAUUUAGGGAGGCUAAGUAGUUACAUAUCCAAGGUGUUUCACAUCUGAAAUCAAGUUUUUUAUAGGAAGAUGUAAGAUAUUCAGGCAGUCAUAUUUGUGAUAAUCCUUGUUUAAGCAUCCAUUUUCUAUCACGAUUCCACACUCCGUUUCCACGUUCCACUGCCUUCCUCGUAUUCACCACAAAUGCUUCCACCUCACACAGUGAACUAUGCUGGACAGACGACACUCAGUCACAGUGUAAAGGGGUCAGCUUGCCAUAUCUCAUGUUAUUUUUUUGGUCCUGAAUACUACGACACAUGAUGGGUUGUUAGUAUCUUUUUUGAUGAAGGCAAGAUGCAUAUUGAUGAGGGUUGGCCCCCAUGCACCAGAACCACAGGACUUAGUAAUGCUCAUAAUUUUUUAUUCCUUUUUUUUUUUUUUCCCUCUUUCUUCCUUUCUUUCAUUCAUUCCUUUAGGCUGCAGUGUUUCUUAAUACGUGAUGUAAGGCUUCGUCUAUUGGUAGCUUGGAUACUAUUUUUAAACUAGUGAAAGUGCUAAGGAAUGUGGUUUGCUUGUUGAGCUGUUCGUCUCCAGCAUAAGUGUAUGUUCACUCAGUGUGUUUUGUACAACCAUGUGCCUCAUUAUUUAGUGUAAUUAGCAGCAUCUCUCACAUGUUGGAAUUCAGAUGGUGCUUGUACCACUGUAGAUAUAAUUAUGGAAGGAAAAAAGGAUAGAUAACUUGCACCAGUGAAAAUGCAAGCUUGAAGCAUCAAGUGCAAGGUGUGAAAUUAGACAUUAAGGAGAAUAAUUACAGUUGAUGACUUCUGUUGCCAAUAAUAACUGGUCUCUUCAGACAAAUAUUUUUUUCUUUCUCUCUUUUUUAAGUAAUUUUUUAAAGAUGUUUCUCUUCAGAGAAAAAAUGGCAACUGUUUAUUUUCCAGACGUGUUUGAAGUUCUCUUUCAUGUGAGAGGAUGCUGCAACCAUCAGUGUUGGUGCCCCUCCUUGCCGUGUGUAGAGUCAGUCAUUUUGGGCCAGGUGUAGAGCUUGCUUCCUAUUGCAUGAUAUUUCCAUGAAUCAUGAAACAUUAGGGCUCAGGGUACCAGAGAUUUGAUUGCCGUCAUGUUUGCAUGAUACGUUGAGGUUUUACCUGUCUGCGAGGUCUCUUCCUUUCUCAAAAGGAGUUAUGAUCUCAGCCAGUUUCCCGGUGGAUCAGAAGGCGUUAUCAUUGUGCAUCAGACUGCCCAAAUCUUGUAUCAAUUGAAGGGCUGCCUAAGAGUUGGAUAUCUGUGUGUUUUUUGGUGUCUAAUUGUGCAAGAUCUGCUAAUCAGCUUUUGGAGGAGUCUGAUCUUGACCCAGCGAGAUUUUUGCAACUCAUUGGAAGGAAUCCCUGUAUUGUAAGGGAGGUCCAGCUUCAGCCCAAAAUAUAUGGAAGAUUAACUUGACUUGUCCUUCAUAUCGUAUGUGUAUUGGCUUGAAGUGUAGAUGCCUUGAGCUGCUCAUGUGUAGUUCUCCCUCCUUCCUGUCAAGCUGGCCUUUUAUACAUGUUUUUUCUUCAUAGGCACAAUACUAUAAAUGGCUCAUUUUUAUCCUGUCUUGGCCCUCUGUAUCUAGGUAGUGUUCAACUCCCCCCCUCCCCCUUUCCCCCCAUUUACCUAACUCUGUGGCAAGCUCGACAGUUUUGCCCUGUUACUUCCACAUUUCCCUAUCCUCAUCUUUUAAGUGAUAGAAAGCAAUACAUCUCUAGUUUUUAGCCUGAAGAGAAAGAAAUAUCUCUAUUAAUGUAGUUUUUUAUCAUCACUGGAGGGUUUCUAGAUUUUUACUUUCAAUCUACCAUUGUGCGGUGCUCCCUAACCUUGCCUAAUAGGUGAAUUUUUUUUCUUUACUUUUUUAGUGUCGUAAUUAUACAUUUUAUGCAUCAAGUUGAAAAUUUGUAUUCCAGAGUGUAUUGUAACUCAAUGAUAUUUCCAUCAUAUCAUGCCCAUAGUCUGCAUCUUUUCUCCUUGUCUCACCAUUCCACAGUAUUCUUCUGGGUUAGUAUGUAAUUCAAAGUCCUGGUGACAUAGCACAAUAUCUGUAAGAAGUUCCCCUAUUAGGCAUAUCAAGGGAGGCCACUGUGUGUAUAAAGUAUUGUAUUUUGGCUUGAUGUUCAAAGCUCACGGUAUUCUACUAUAUAUAUACUACCUCAGCCUUAAACAUGCUAAGCACAAUAUUCGUAAGUUGGACAUAGUUCUUGAUAAUAUCAGAACUUAACAAACAGGUUAAAAGAAAAAAAAGAAAAAAAAAGUUUUACAAAACCAAGUUUUAGUAAUCCCAUGCCAACCCUGGUCACGUUUUUCAAGACAAUGUGCGGUGAUGAGAUGAUACUAAACGACGUGUUUGUAAUGUGUACGUUUCCAAAUAGGAGUAAAAGUCAUAAAGAGGUUUUCAUCCAGAUAUUACCGUAUUCCAUCAUGAAAAACGAGCCUUGUGUGAUUGACCACCUUUGAUCCUGUCAGCAGCAGCAACAUUAUUAUUGUUUUGGUGUUUUUUUAUGAAUAAAAAAAAUUUAUACCCACACACACACACACACACACACACACACACACACACACACACACACACACACACACACACACACACACACACACAAACUUAUAUAUAUGUAUACAAAUCCCAAAAACAAAAAUAUUGAAACAUGUUCAAAGUCCUUCACUGUACCCAUUGCUGCUGAUAGAGACGUGGAAGCUGUGGCCAUGAGUUGAAGUACAGGCAGACAGCAGUGACACAAGACAGCAAACAAUCUAUUUUUGUGCAAAUUUCCAUUCUGAUCACUAAGUGGAUAUGUAUAGAAGAUAAACAGCUGUUGCGUAGAGCUAAUGGGUUGUGCCUCAAUGCAGUAACUCCACUUUGCUUGUCCUGCAGUCCACCUAUAGUGCUCCAUUCAUGUCCCAUGCUCUGCUUGCGUGCUAUCUAUGGGUGGAUUCCUGAAAGUUGUGGUGUGGUCUGUGUGAUGUGGCGGCCAGCUGCUGUCUACCUUUGCGGUGUUCUUUUGUGGUCCAUUUUUUAGCUGGGAUGUUCAAUAAUUAUUUACGUCUGAUGCAUUUCCUGCCUGUGCGUUAAAUGUUAACCCUUAGAUUAACACAAAUCCAUUUCUAGUGUGACAUUUUUAUAUAUAUAUCUAUAUAUAUAUCUAUUCUUUUCUUAUAGUUUUUUCAUAGACAGGUAGUAUUUCCCUUUUUUUUUUUCUUUUCUUUUUUUCCUAAAGUGGAAUAUACUUGUAUAUGUAAGAAACUUAUUGUGUAUAAAGCAUAGUUAUGCUGCCUCCUCUUUAACUUGGUUGGAAUGGCACACAUGCCGCCACUCACACAAGACCCCGGGCCCUAUGUUACCUGCCUACAAAUGUCUCCUCAAGUUAGCAGGGGCAGAAUUCUUUAUAACACCCUAGAGCAUCAGUUGAAUAGAAAUUCCUUACGCACUUUCAACCCUGCGUUUUUUCCCCUCCUGUCUGCUGUCACGCCAGCCUCUCUUCUCAUCUUAGACUUGUCCAUACCAGGAGGAUGCUCAAGAUAAAGUUAGCCCCUUGAUUGUGUUCAACCCUCAAGUGGUGACAAAGAAUUCUGAAUUAGCAUUAAGUCAUGGUAUAAACCCUGUGUAAGGAGAUUUUUUUCAACAUAACAAUAAUUACCAUGUUCAUAUAUAUUUUUUUAAGGGUGAGUCUUUGGUUUUUAGUGGUUCUUCUCAGGAAACAUUUAUUAAGAAUUCUCCAUACAUUUUCAGCAAAUGGGUUAUAAGUUACAGA